Molecule: messenger RNA, 1827 nt
Organism: Elephantulus edwardii (Cape elephant shrew)
Lineage: Eukaryota; Metazoa; Chordata; Mammalia; Macroscelidea; Macroscelididae
Gene: FAM53B
Product: family with sequence similarity 53, member B
Exons: 10
Coding region: 1-1827 (608 amino acids)
Biological process (GO): protein import into nucleus; positive regulation of canonical Wnt signaling pathway
Cellular component (GO): nucleus
Source: RefSeq, a predicted model, not a curated record
AUGGAGACUGAGGGCCUGACCCAGGCUGCACAUGAAGUGGACAAGGCCUUCCUGGAGGAGACCAGCUGUGCUACUUGUGGCCUCAAGAUGUCCCAUGCCCGGACAAGCGAGUGCAGAUGGACGCUGACCCCGGAGAAGUCCUCGCAGGACUUGGUGUGUCCAGUGAGUGAAUACAGCUCCAGUCACAGCAGGUGUGUCCACGUGGCCGUGAGGCCUGUCGGUGUUUGGGACUUGGGCUUUCACAAGCCCUCCUUUCGGAACCUACUCAUGGCUGACGUUCCGGGUGAGCAUGUGUUCCCACGUCGAGCCCCAGGGGGCAUCUACAGCUCACCUGGUGCCUGCGCCUCAGCUGCAGCCAUUGACCUUGACCCAAGUGUCCUGAGACUGCCCAACCUCAGGGACCCAGAGCAGAAGGGGCAGAGAAUGGUGCCCAGGAAAGUCCCAGGACGUGACCGCUGCCCACGUCUGCAUACCCCACGAUGGCUUGUGCCCGCCCUGGGCUGGAGCCCAGUCCUUGAGGUCCCUACCAUGGUGAUGGUCCUGAGUAAAAGUCUCAGUGACCAGGGAACUGAAUCCAGAGUGUGCCGGCCCUUCAGCCCGGAGCUGUGCACGGCCGAGAAGAUGAGUCAAGGACCUACCCUUUUCUCAUGUGGAGUGAUGGAAAAUGACCACUGGCGAGACCUGGACAGGAAGUGCCCGCUGCAGAUUGACCAGCCACGUGCCAGCCUCUGGGAGUGCCUGCCAGAGAGGUGUCCGGAGGGCAGCCUGUGGCACAGAGAGGCGGUGACUGCUUGUGCGGUGACCAGCCUGAUCAAGGACCUCAGCAUCAGUGACCGCAAUGGCCACCCUUCCGCACCCCCUAGCAAGCGCCAGUGCCGCUCCCUGUCCUUCUCAGAUGAGAUGUCCAGCUGCCGGACAUCGUGGCGGCCCUUGGGCUCCAAGGUCUGGACUCCCGUGGAGAAGAGGCGCUGCUUCAGCGGGGGCAGCGUCCAGCGCUACGCGAGCGGCCUCAGCACCGUGCAGCGCAGCUCCAGCUUCAGCCUCCCCUCUCGGGCCAGUGCGCUGCCCUCGGCCCGCGACCACUCCACCUGCGACCAGGCCGGCCUUCCCCUCCACCCCAGAGAGCAAGAGCAGCCCGGCCAGGGGUCCCUGGGCCCGGCCACCUGCGGACAGGCGGGGGGUCUGUGGAGCCCCGACCCAAGCCCUCUGGGAGGGGGCCGUCUUGACGUGCAGCGGUCCCUCUCCUGCAGCCACGAGCAGUUCUCCUUCUCCGGGUACUGCCCCCCUUCAGCCAGCAGCACCCCGGCCUCCACACCCGAGCUGACCAGACGCUCCAGCGGCCUCUCGCGAAGCCGUUCGCAGCCCUGCGUCCUCAAUGACAAGAAGGUCGGCGUGAAACGGCGGCGCCCUGAGGACACGCAGGACCAGAGGCCUUCCCUCGACCUGGCCAAGAUGGCACAGAAUUGCCAGACCUUCAGCAGCCUCAGCUGCCCGAACGCCGGCCUGGAGGACUGUGGCCCCCCGAGCCCCUUCGCCAUCCACAGUGGCACCUGCUGCAGGACCACCUUGCUUUCGGCCUCCUCCACCAGCACCGGUGGCAGGACCCCUGCUGGGACCCCGGUCCUUGAGCCACUACCCCACGCCUUUGACGACCAUCUUGCCAGCAAAGAGGACCUGUCCUGUGAGGAAGUGGACAGCUGUGCCCUGGAUGAGUAUCGAAGCCACAGGGAAGAGCCGGCCUCGACCUGGCGGGACCUGGGGGCCAUGGGGAGUGGCCUUUGCUCCCUGGACGGUGAGCUGGACAUUGAGCAGAUAGAGAACAACUGA